Messenger RNA from Juglans microcarpa x Juglans regia, 963 nucleotides. RefSeq lists its product as uncharacterized. The transcript has a single exon. Lineage: Eukaryota; Viridiplantae; Streptophyta; Magnoliopsida; Fagales; Juglandaceae. Bases 527 to 961 code for a protein of 144 amino acids. The record is from RefSeq and is a predicted model, not a curated record.
UUUUUUAACCUUCAAAAUAUCCUUAAUUCCUUACAUUGAAUUGUUAGCAGCAAUACUACGUCCAUUUUGUAAACAACAUUAGAACACUAGUAAAUGAAGACAGCCGUGUCUAUCGGUUUUAUCUCGCUAAGCUUGGCGGGGGUGGAGGUUUAUGUUUGUUGCCUGUGUUCGUAUUGGAGACACCCGCAUGAAUUUUAUAUUACCCGCCAAAAUUGAGGUGUAAUUUCAGUGUAUAAAAGUAGAUAAUUCAAAGCUGCUACUACCUUGAAAACAUAGUCCAAAGUCGUUGAUAAUGAAGAAGAAACCUCAUACAACUCUGUUUCCUCUCCAUCUUUCUUCUUCUCAUUUACCAUAAUUCCAAAACCAUGCCGGCCUCGUGUAUCAUCUGCUCUCAAUCUCCUCUUCUCGCUUUCUCCUUUGUUAUCAUCAAAAUGCUCCAUAUACAGACCCGUCUCUACUAUGCCACCUAGAUUUUCACGAAAAAAGAAAAAGAAAGCAUAGACUUCGACUCAACUGCUGAGACGCGAUGGGUUGUGCUCUGGCAAAGCCUCCCAAGUACUCUCCCCCUCGACGCAUUGAGAAGUUGAAAUCGGAGAAUGGGUAUGUUGGGGGAGGGAGACCCAUUGAUCGCAACCAGCUUCCGAAGGACUCAGCCGCUGCGGUGCCCAUAAACUGCCAAGUCGAAGAUAAGCAUAUUGUGGGUGGGGUGAAUGCUGAAAGGCGCGGUGGGGGAGACAGGGUGGUUGUGAGAGACCGAGAGGAGAAGAGUGGAAAUGCUUCGAAGAGGGUUCGGUCUAAGAAGAUUGGAGGGGAUGAGCUUGUGGGUGGGUGGCCUAAGUGGCUUGUUGAUAAUGUAUCUGGAGAUUUGCUGUCGGGUUUGGUUUCCAAGAGCGCCGAUUCCUAUGAUAAACUUGCUAAGGUUAGUAUAUUGGUGAUAUUGAUUAGAUCCUUCUGUUAUUAGAA